AGCGAAAUGAUCAACCCUGGUGCCGUAGCAAAAUGCUGGAUGGACAUAUACUCCUUGGAUGGAUAUCCUUCACAAUUAUAGCCCUCCUUACAAACUUGCCAGAGCCAGCCACUGCUUAUUUUGGUUUCCGUAAUUUUACAUGGCACAGAAUAAGACUUAAUUGGUCUGUAAUUACCAGGAUCCAUUUUGCCUUCCAUGUUGAUGGACUGGAUUCUUCAUUUGCAACUUUCCAAUCCUCAGGUUAACAGGUAAUGAACCCCUGUCUAUCCUGCCUAUAACUGUGGAGUCCGAAGAGGCAGUAGGGAAGACUCACUACAAAUUAUGCGACAGGCUGAAGCUGGAAAGGAAGCAAAGGCGGAUGUGUAGACGUGACCCUGGAGUGGCAGAAACAUUGAUGGAGGCCAUAAGUAUGAGUGCACUUGAAUGCCAGUACCAGUUUAGGUUUGAGAGAUGGAACUGCACUUUGGAUGGACGCUUUAGAUCCAAUCUGCUUAAGAGAGGUUUUAAAGAAACCGCAUUUUUGUAUGCAAUUUCUUCAGCGGGUCUGACUCAUGCUAUGGCAAAAGCCUGCAGUGCCGGCAGAAUGGAGCGAUGUACAUGUGAUGAGGCACCUGACCUUGAAAACAGAAAGGCCUGGCAAUGGGGUGGCUGUGGAGAUAACCUCAAAUACAGCAAUAAGUUUGUAAAGGAGUUCUUAAGCAAAAAAUCAAACAAAGAUUUACGGGCUCGAAUGGAUCUGCACAAUACAAAUGUGGGAAUGAAGGUAAUCAAGGCUGGAGUGGAAACUACAUGUAAAUGUCAUGGUGUAUCAGGCUCCUGCACUGUUCAAACCUGCUGGCGGCAGCUGUCACCAUUUCAUGAAAUUGGCAAGCAACUCAAGCAGAGGUAUGAGACCUCCCUUAAAGUGGGCAGUAUCACCAAUGAGGCAGCAGGAGAAGGGGAUAUCAAUCCUGCCAGGAUGCAACCCUCUUUGGCACCCAGCGAUCAAAUUCCAAGGACAACUGACCUCAUUCACACUGAUGAUUCUCCAAGCUUUUGUCGUAUUAGCAAAUACUCACUGGGCACAUCAGGAAGGAAAUGUUAUAAAGACAAGAAUUGUGAGAGCAUCUGCUGUGGUCGUGGAUAUAACACUCAGAGCCGUGUUGUGACAAAACCAUGUCAGUGCCAGGUUCGUUGGUGCUGCUAUGUGGAAUGCAAGCAGUGUACACAACGAGAAGAGGUCUAUACCUGCAAAGACUAGUGCUGAGCCACCUAUAGUGAUCAAAUUACCUUUAUUGAAAAAUAGCUAUGAGGGUGGGAAAUGAUUUCCUCAUAUUAUCAAGCAGUAGGUAUUCUAAAAGAUUUUUGAAGCAGAUAAAUCAGUGUAAUUAGUUCUAAAAAUUCCAAGAACCCUAGUGUAUCUCUCUGGUGUGAAGAAUUCCCACUAUUGUCUGAAAUAACCACCCUUAACACAUCAAAAAUAAGAAAAGACAGAUCAGGUGCAGUAAUUGGAAUACAUCCAGACUUUUAUUGGACCAGUAAUUAUUCACAAAUCUUUGAAUCAAAAUGAGAGUAACCAGAUAUAUUUUAAGUAAAACACCUUAAUAUAGUGACAGAUUUAGAGGAAAAAUAAUCAAUAAUUGCACAGACAAGAAAAAUUGUUUAAUUUAUAUCAGUCUGACAAGAGAUUUAAAAAUAAAUCUCUAAAAUGACUUUGUAUUGUAACAGGGUAUUAAUGAGUUUUUGGGCUUUGUUAUUUGCCACUUUUUCAAGUUUGACCACUAGGCCACACAUACCAUGUUGGUACUGUGAGGCUUUUGUCCUGGAUUUUUAUUGCUAUUAUACAGUAUAUUCUUUAACUUUAAUGGCACAUGACAAGUGCUUUUAAAUGAUGUCACUCCA
Messenger RNA from Erpetoichthys calabaricus (reedfish), 1881 nucleotides. RefSeq names its product wingless-type MMTV integration site family, member 9A (gene wnt9a). Bases 359 to 1240 code for a protein of 293 amino acids. The record is from RefSeq and is a predicted model, not a curated record. Gene Ontology annotation, biological process: cell fate commitment; canonical Wnt signaling pathway; neuron differentiation. Gene Ontology annotation, cellular component: extracellular region. The transcript is spliced from 5 exons. NCBI's taxonomy places the organism in Eukaryota, Metazoa, Chordata, Cladistia, Polypteriformes, Polypteridae. Gene Ontology annotation, molecular function: cytokine activity; frizzled binding.